This is a messenger RNA of Symbiodinium sp. CCMP2456, 671 nucleotides long. The record is from the annotation of a GenBank genome assembly. Lineage: Eukaryota; Dinophyceae; Suessiales; Symbiodiniaceae.
GUGUGCACAGCGACAUCAUCGAUGACAGAGGAGUUGGAUGGCUGUGCACGUAUGCUGGCCCGGUUCAGGAGACCCUGAAUGCGAUCACCGGCGGGGAUCGCAGCAAAGUGAUCUUGAACAUAGGAUGUGGAAUCGACCAGCUGAGUCCCGACAUCUACAAAGAUGGAUACACGAACUUGCUGAGCUCAGACAUCUCUCAGCAUGCCAUCUCCGAGAUGCAGGAGAAAACCGCAGCGGAGAUGCCCUUGGCAAAAUGGUUCGUGGACGAUGUCACCAACAUGACUCUGCCAGACGAGUCUGUGGACAUAGUUGUAGACAAGGGCACGCUCGAUGCGGUGCUCAUCCAAUCCGAGCCUUUCUUGUCAGCUGCAAGGAUGCUGAAAGAGGUGCAACGCGUCCUCAAGGAGGGUGGCAUCUACUUCCUCAUCACCCAUGGUCGAGGUGAUCCUGACACCUGGCGGAUUCCGGUCCUCACGCUGCCUCACCUGGGCUUCAACAUUGCCAAGACACCGGACAUGGGUGGCUACUUCAUCUUCGUUUGUACCAAGCUGGCUCAGCCUGAAGCCGCAGUGGCAGCCGCGAAGUGGAAGGAGGCGGAGGCUUGGGCCAGGCAGCGUGAUGAUGAGGACCGUGAGGCUGAAUAUGCUGCUGUCGACGAAAUUGGCCAAUGA